AUGUUUAAUUGUUUAUCCGAUUCCAAGUAUGGCAUCAAAACAAUUUUCAAUUUGGAACAGCUCUUGGGCUUCGGCAUUGCUUUACUGGAUCAGGCCGCCUCAAUUGCUGAGCUGGGGAUUGAGGAGUGGCAAUUCAAUCAACAUGCUGGUGAGUAUGCAAAUUAUUGCCCGGUUAGUUUACAAGAACUUGGCGAAUUUGCUGAUACUGUUCGGGAACCGAAACAUGAAUUUUUUAUUACAGUCGGAGAGAAUAACUUCACCAGUGAACGGGUUUCAGGGGAAUUUAAUAUGUCUAACAAAGAAGAGAACGAUCGACCGACAGAUAAUGAACCCGUAAAUGAGAACGAUGGCGCACAGGACGCGUUGAACGACCAGUUGCCAGAUACUGAUUUCAUCCGAAUUCCUACAACCAUGAGAUUUGCAGCUGAGUACCAUGGAAGAUACUACCGCAUGGCUGGACCAGAAGAACUGGCCAAGUUUCUGGCUGAUCCAACACCUUACCUACCCCCGUUGGCUUCUAAUUCACUUCCCAAAGAAAGUGAACUACCAGAGAGAAUUCCGGCCAACAGUACCUUAUUGAGUCGAGACGCGUUUCCCACACAAAUAGUUCUACGCGGCUAUUGUCCCGUGUGCUUCCUUGAAGGACAUCAGCGGUACGAAGCGUUGAAAUUGGGCGUGCGUGAAUAUUUGGCUUCGUAUGUGAAUGAGGUAUACACAUUCUGCUCCAAUGACUGCUUGCUGAAGUUUCUGAGAAAACCUCAUCUGUACAAGGAUUUGAAGCUACCAACCAAACUACCGCCUAUUCCGUCUGCGAUAUCCGUACAAACUUUGCCACUCCCCGGCUUCCUUGAACAGACUGUAUCUAUUGCACUUCGUCAGGCUCUCUCUGCCGUGGGACAGGAAAGACCAAAAUAUCCGUUUUUGAAAGCCAAACGAUCUGCACUAAUCUAUAUGGGUUUACAUUUAAAAGCAUACAAUCCUCGCAGUCCGGAGUGUGAAAAAGGAAAGUAUCGACAAAAGCUCAGUGAUUAUGCGGACACUUGUCGAUUGCCCAAGUGGUUGCUUCGAUCUAUGCCGUUGAAAUACAAGUCGGAGAAGGAACGAUCAAUCGAUCUCACCGCCCGGUUAGAACAAUUUCUCAGUUUGCAAGAAUUUGUCGAUACUGUGCCCCAUUGGUUAGCACCUGUUGAUGACAGGACAAGCAAACCCCCGGCUCGUGGACUCCGACUGUUACUGGACAAUCCUUUCGGCCUAUAA
This is a messenger RNA of Echinostoma caproni, 1257 nucleotides long. Lineage: Eukaryota; Metazoa; Platyhelminthes; Trematoda; Plagiorchiida; Echinostomatidae. The record is from the annotation of a GenBank genome assembly.